AUGGCGACGGAUGAGGCGGGCCAUGCGACACGUCGCCUGUUCGUGACGGAUGCACGGACAAAGGUGAGGUUCCUCGUUGAUACGGGAGCGGAUCUAUGUGUGUUCCCACGAAAAAUGAUUCGCGGUCCGCGACAGAAAUCGAUAUACGAGUUAUCAGCCGCGAACGGAACAGUAAUCAACACAUACGGAACAGAAACAUUAUCACUGAAUCUCGGUUUAAGAAGGUCGUUCGUUUGGCGUUUCGUGGUCGCCGACGUGUCGAAACCAAUAAUCGGAGCUGACUUCUUGGCGCAUUAUGGACUCCUCGUUGAUUUGAGAGGCGGUAAAUUAGUCGAUCAAGUCACGAGCUUGACGGUGCCCGGUCAGUGCAUUUGCUGCAGCGUUCCGAGUAUAAAAACUGUCGCGGGGGAAACACCGUAUCAUGUGUUAAUGACGAAAUACCCAGAGGUGACGCGACCGGAGGGACGACCAAGGGAAGUGAAACAUGAGACGCGGCAUUAUAUUGAGACGGCACCGGGACCGCCCAUAGCAAGCAGACCACGAAGACUCGCGCCGGAGCGUUUAACGAUAGCUCGAAAAGAAUUUCAGACGAUGGUCGAGCUUGGAGUCGCGCGGCCGUCAAAGAGCAGCUGGUCGUCACCGCUGCACCUCGUUCAAAAAAGGGCGAGGGAUGGCGACCUUGUGGCGACUAUCGGGCGUUAA
Cyphomyrmex costatus is the source of this 702-nucleotide messenger RNA. RefSeq lists its product as uncharacterized. The record is from RefSeq and is a predicted model, not a curated record. Bases 1 to 702 code for a protein of 233 amino acids. NCBI's taxonomy places the organism in Eukaryota, Metazoa, Arthropoda, Insecta, Hymenoptera, Formicidae. The transcript has a single exon. Gene Ontology annotation, biological process: proteolysis. Gene Ontology annotation, molecular function: aspartic-type endopeptidase activity.